Messenger RNA from Rhododendron vialii, 2040 nucleotides. RefSeq lists its product as uncharacterized. Gene Ontology annotation, molecular function: DNA-directed DNA polymerase activity. The transcript has 8 exons. Bases 196 to 1794 code for a protein of 532 amino acids. Lineage: Eukaryota; Viridiplantae; Streptophyta; Magnoliopsida; Ericales; Ericaceae. Gene Ontology annotation, biological process: DNA strand elongation involved in DNA replication; DNA synthesis involved in UV-damage excision repair; DNA replication. The record is from RefSeq and is a predicted model, not a curated record. Gene Ontology annotation, cellular component: nucleus; delta DNA polymerase complex.
CGAAAACUCUUUUGCAGUCGACGCUAGAUAAAAAAAUCCACACCAUCAUAAGCACCCCCACACAACAGUGAGAGAGAAUGGCGGGAAACGAGUGCCUUCUUUCGGAGGGAAACCACUAAUCCUACUCGGGUUCAACAAUUCGCACCGCUUCCGCAUAGACCCGAACCCUCCUCUUCGCUGGAACAACCGAACGCGAUGGCCGAAGUCGAAACCCUAGGUAUUCUCGAAGAGAUCGAAGCCCUCGUCUCCGAUAAGCUUCAAGUGGUUUCCUACAAGUGGCUGAGUCGUAAUUUUUUGCUGCCAUCAGAUUCUUCAAAGAGGUUGCUCCACAAAUUUGUCGAGAAACAUGGAGAUGCGAUGGAAGUAGUAUAUGCCUUGUCUGGCUGGUUGAAGAAUAAUCCUUCAGUUUACCAUAUUAGGCUUGUUUCUGGGCCUAAACUUGCAGAAGCUAAACAAGAUUUCGAUGGCAGUUGUUCAGUCCAUGUAUACAGUGUCCAAGCUUGCAUCCCAAAGGAUCCAGCGGCACUUUGGAAUGCAGAAUAUGUGCAAGCCGAAGAACUGUUUAGGCAGCCCCCCGCAACUGAUAAUUGCUUGCGAGAUAACAGGUUAUGCAGAAUUUCAAAUUCCUUUGUCAAGCGUAGUACUGAGGGCACAACCGCCAGCAUUGCAGUUCCGCAACCCAAAACUGCAGGGAUGGCAGGGCCAUCCAGAAGUAAUCCUUCUAAUCAAAAUUUGAGUAUUCCUCAACCUCAGCAAAAGAAAGUUCAGCAAUCAAGCCCAAAGGUCGGUCUACAACCUACCCAUGUGGUAAAAGAUAUCAAAACUGAGAGUCCAGUUACAGAGGGUCACAAACAGGUUGCCAAGGGUUCUUCAGAUAAAGAAAAAGUUCCUCAAUUGCCUGCUAAUAAAAAGAAAGGCCAGAAUGAGAAAAGUACUUCAGGAAAUGGGGGCUCAUUGGCAAAUAUGUGGGACCGUGCAUCUACAAAGCCAAAGCCCAGUACUGCCACAACAAAAACUACUAUUAUUAUUCCAAACACUACAGUCUCUUGUGCGGAAGCUCAAAUCUGUGCUCAUGAGGCAGUAGAGGCAGCAGAUAGUGAUGAUGAUGGCGAAGAUUUUAAUUUCAAGAGAGCUUCCAAUGGUGAAGGCAGUAGAAAGAGAAGGGUUGUUUUUGAUUUUUCAGACGAAGACGAUGAAUUUAAAGAUGCUGUAAAUCUAGCAUCACCGGAUCCCCCCAAAAGGAAAUCUUUUCUGGAUAAACAAAGUAGUAAAUCCUCAGUUCCCGAGAAAAACAAUUUUGAUAUUGACAAGGAAAAAGAGAAUAAACCAAAAGCAAAGGAAGAUAAAAUAGCGGAGAAGGCAAUUAACCAAGCACCACCAAGGGCAGAUUCACCAAUUGUCAGCAAAGGCAAGACUGCUGAGAUUUCAUCUUUAGAAAAAGUCCACAGUCCCAUUCCUGAAAAUAAUGCAAAGGAUAAAGUGACUAAUGCAGCUCCAACUUCACCCAAGAGGAGAAAAGUGAUGAAGACACGAAUUGACGAGCGUGGGAGAGAAGUAACUGAGGUCGUGUGGGAGGGUGAGGAGACAGAGACCAAAGCUGAUAGUCAUGCAGUGACGAAAACAGAAAACACCUCAGCUGACAAUACUGUCAACAGGGCACCCGCUGCUAAGAAGUCACCAGCUGUGGGGAACACUGCUCCAUCUAACCCAGGUGGCAAAGCAGGAAAUAAGAAAGCUGGAAAUGUGAAGGAUCCUAAACAAGGGAAUAUUAUGUCUUUCUUCAAGAGGGUUUAGGUUGACCAGUUGACUACAGGAGAAUUCCGUGUAUUAGCCGGUGGCUAGUGAGCUUGUCUUUUUUGAGAAUGCUAAUUUCUGGUGUUCCAGUUCGUGUAUUAUUAGCCUUUUUUCAUCCUCUUCUCUUUUUCCUGAAAGCUGUGUAGCCUUUUCUGUAUUGAUUGGUUAGUUUCAUCAGAAUUCUGGUUCUGGUUGAUGUUAUGUGCGAAUAUGGUUUCAAUUAAUGGAAACAUCUCUCUCUCUCUC